AUGUCGGAACCCUUAAAUACUCCGAUCCUCAUAAAUUAUGAUGAUCAAAAAAAAUUAAAUAAAGUAAUGACGGAAUUUCUAGGUGAAGAAUUUACACCCUCAAAUAAAAACUUUGAUGAAAAUGAUGAUGCAACACGUUUAAUUAAAGAAAUACAAGAUGAAAUAAACUUAGAAUCAAAAUAUAAAGAUAAUUUAUAUGAAUUAAAAGAAAAGAAAGAACAAGAUUUUAUUGAAUUAGAAAAAAGAUACAAAGAAUUUAAAAUACAUGCUACCAAUGAAAAUAUUUCAAAUAAAAAUAAUAUUAGUAUUAGUAGUUUGGGUCCUCCGCCUAAACCAAUUGAUUUAUCGGAAUUUGGAUUAGAUGACUAUGAUCUUAAUAAUUGGUGCUGUAUUUGUAAUGAAGAUGCGAUUAUAAAAUGUAGAGAUUGUGAUGGAGAUUUAUAUUGUCAAUCAUGUUUCAACGAAGGUAAUAAAAGAAAUUUUUUUUGA
Messenger RNA from Rhizophagus irregularis DAOM 181602=DAOM 197198, 489 nucleotides. RefSeq lists its product as uncharacterized. The record is from RefSeq and is a predicted model, not a curated record. Lineage: Eukaryota; Fungi; Glomeromycota; Glomeromycetes; Glomerales; Glomeraceae.